UGCCUGUGCGGAUGGGAGCUGCGCGGCCGCCGGUGCUGGUGCGGGAGGCAAGGGCGCUGCGUGCCAGCCAUGGCCCUGGAGCGGCGCGUCCUGAAGGGGCUGCUGCUGCUGGAGACGGCGGGGCUGCUCGGAGCCCUGCUGCUGUACCGCGCCAUGGACCGCAGCCAAGAUUUCAGAUAUACAAUGCAGAAGAGGUUUCCAUCAAUUCUGGAAGCGUAUUACAAAUCCAAUGAGUGGUCUGGAAUUCAUGGCAUAAGGGAGAAUGACCAAGUGACGUGGUUAAGCGGCAAGAACUGAACCCUCUGUAUCUGAACUGUUUCUUCUUUCUGAUGAUGCUUUUCACAUCCCUGUUGUGAAGCCACUUGUCUCGCUCAAUUUCCCACUGGAUCUGUUUGACAUCUGUAAGAAGAAAAGCAAGAAAUGAGGAGCCAACAAAUACCUCUCACCAUGAUGUGAAAGACACGAUUCAGCUGUAAAAGUUAACACUUGGCUUCCACAUUUAUAAACAUUAUUAAAGUGCAAGCUGCCUAUUUUUUUAAACACCAGAGAAAGAUUUGGGUUUUUUUCAUUUCACAGAACACACCCAACCCCCUUGAGUCUGAGACCACUCUUGCCAUCACUUUGUAGUUUAGUAACACUAGGCAUGCUUGUGUUUAAGUGCUGUUAACGUUUUUCAGGUGACACCAAGCAACACUUGGCAAAGCUCUACCAAGGAGUGAUUGCUCAAUCAGCGUAUACACAACUAUUCCUGCAUAGUUUCCCAGUUUCUUUUGCUUCACUGAUACUGCAAAAAUAUACUCUGACAAGAAAAGAUAAAGCCUUAAGCCUUGCCUUCAGAAGUAUCCAUGACAUAUUUUAUCAGAGCAAAAUUCACAUGAAUGCUUGACAAAAAACACACUGCCCAUCCUUAGUCACAGUGUGAAAGUGCCAUAUGGCAGCCUCUUUUUCCUGAAGUCUUAUUCACUCCAGUAGCCACAGUUAAUAUUAGCACUGGGGACCUCUCAUAAGAGAAGAAAUUCGUGUCUUUGUGACAAGCUGCUGUUCCUACUGAGUGAUUUCUGACUAUGUGUGUUUAACUUCAAUUAAAUAAAGUGCAUCUUUUCAAGUACAGACUGAAAAUAAAGUAGUAAAACGGCAUUACA
This is a messenger RNA of Pogoniulus pusillus (Red-fronted tinkerbird), 1142 nucleotides long. RefSeq names its product CEBPZ opposite strand (gene CEBPZOS). The coding region runs from base 70 to 297 and encodes 75 amino acids. The transcript is spliced from 4 exons. The record is from RefSeq and is a predicted model, not a curated record. NCBI's taxonomy places the organism in Eukaryota, Metazoa, Chordata, Aves, Piciformes, Lybiidae.